Rhagoletis zephyria (snowberry fruit fly) is the source of this 516-nucleotide messenger RNA. NCBI's taxonomy places the organism in Eukaryota, Metazoa, Arthropoda, Insecta, Diptera, Tephritidae. The record is from RefSeq and is a predicted model, not a curated record.
AUGUCUGUCACCCUGCACACCGACUUAGGAGAUCUAAAGCUGGAGCUCUUCUGCGACCGGUGCCCGAAGGCGUGUGAGAACUUCCUCGCCCUCGCCGCCAGCGACUACUACAAUGGCUGCCAAUUCCACCGCAACAUCAAGGGCUUCAUGACGCAGACGGGCGACCCGACGAACACCGGCAAGGGCGGCCAAUCGAUCUGGGGCGGCAAGUUCGAGGAUGAGAUCUGCGAGGAGCUGCGCCACGCCUACCGGGGCGUCGUGGCCAUGGCCAACAACGGCCCCAACACCAAUGCCAGCCAAUUUUACAUUACCUACGCAAAGCAGGCCCACCUCGACCUGAAGUACACCGUCUUUGGGAAGGUCAUCGACGGCCUCGACACGCUGGAUGAUCUGGAGAAGGUGCCCGUCAGUGGAAAGGCCUUCCGACCGGUCAAUGACGUCCACCUCAACUAUGUGACCAUUCACGCGAAUCCCUUUGCCGAUACGAGCUUGAUGGUGGGCACGACGGCGGACUAA